Messenger RNA from Prinia subflava (tawny-flanked prinia), 2699 nucleotides. RefSeq names its product long-chain fatty acid transport protein 6-like. The record is from RefSeq and is a predicted model, not a curated record. Gene Ontology annotation, molecular function: long-chain fatty acid transmembrane transporter activity; long-chain fatty acid-CoA ligase activity. The transcript is spliced from 13 exons. Lineage: Eukaryota; Metazoa; Chordata; Aves; Passeriformes; Cisticolidae. The coding region runs from base 307 to 2187 and encodes 626 amino acids.
UGGAAAGUUGCCCUUUCUGUUUGCUGGAUGGAGAGGGAGCAAGAACUGGGAAGGAUCAGAGUGCAACAAGUCCCUGCAAAGUGCAGCAGGAAAUAUGCCAUUCUAUGUAUGUAUAAUCUGCUGCUGAAGUGAAAUAACACAAGUGCCAAGCAUGAUACCCUCUCUUCUGAUGUCAUAUUGCUUCUCAGGGUGCAAACAGUGAUUGAGAAAGGGUCCAAUGCAUUAAUGUAGCACCAGAAGCUGCUGGGGAUCAGGACUGCAGCAGUGACCUCCAGGAAAACAAACAAACAGACUUGCCACGUUUGCAUGAUCACUCAGAGCAUGUUCUUCAUGUGGCUUUCGACAAUUACUGGAGGAAUAGUGGUGCUGUGUGUCUCUCUGAAGAUCUUUCUCCCCUAUUUCUGGGAAGAUCUGAUCUACUUCUUGAGGCGGAAGAGGUCAAAGGCAACAGUAAAAAAGUGGACCAAAAAUGGAAUUCACUCCAUAAUUGACCUUUUCAUGCUGGCAGUGGAAAAAAGACCCCACAAGCCAUUCCUUAUCUAUGAAGGGGUGGUGUCCACUUAUCAGGAUGUGGACAGGAGGAGUAACAGGGUAGCACAGGCCUUCCUACACUAUGGGAAUCUGAAAAAAGGUGACACUGUGGCCCUGCUGAUGGAGAAUGGACCUGACUUCAUCCACGUCUGGUUCGGGCUGGCCAAGCUGGGCUUCAUCGUGGCCUUUCUCAACACCAAUAUCCAUUCAAGAUCUCUGCUGCACUGCAUUGAUACAUGUGCAGCAAAAGCACUGGUCGUAGGAGAAGAUUGUCUGGAAUCAAUAGAGGAAGAAUUCAUUUUGAAUCUCUUGGAAAAUAAUGUUGCUGUCUGGCUGAUGAGCACCAGUCCUCCUUCCCAGCAUGUUCACACUCUACCAGACAAACUAGACAAGGUGCCUGAUAGUCCUGUUCCAUCUCAUCUUAGAGCUGUCACUGACACAAGAAACGCAGCUCUGUAUAUCUUCACUUCGGGAAGUACAGGUUUUCCAAAAGCUGCUAUCAUCACUCAUCUAAGAACUCUGGCUGCCUCCUUGGUAUUUGCUCAGUGUGGUGCAGUUUCUCAGGAUAUUAUGUAUGUCACUCUUCCCUUGUACCACAUCAGUGCUUCCCUUCUUGGCAUCAGUGGAUGCAUUCAAUUAGGAGCAACCUGUGUUUUGAAGAAGAAAUUUUCUGCGAGACAGUUUUGGAAUGACUGUAGGAAGUACAAUGUUACCAUGUUUUUAUACAUAGGAGAACUCUGCCGCUACCUCUGCAAUCAGCCCUGUAAAGAGGAGGACAGAGUUCAUAAAGUACGCAUUGCUCUUGGAAAUGGCAUCAGACCUUCUGUAUGGAAAGAAUUUCUGAUGAGGUUUGGCCCAAUUAAAAUAUAUGAAUUCUAUGGGUCCACAGAAGGAAGCCUUGUUUUCCUGAACUACACUAAUAAAAUAGGAGCUGUGGGCCGUGCUGGCAUCUUCUCAAAGUUUCUACAUUCUUUUGAGUUGUUGAAAUAUGAUGUCUGGAAACAAGAAGUUAUAAAAGAUGAAAAUGGAAGGUGCAAGAAAGCACCCAUAGGUAAACCUGGUCUUCUAGUUUUUCCAGUUACUGAGGAUGUCCCAUUUUCUGGAUAUGUUGGAAAUAAAGAAGCCUCAGAGAAGAAACUCCUGCGUAAUGUGUUUGUGGAAGGAGAUGUGUACCUUGACACAGGGGACCUCCUAGAGAUGCAUGAGGAUGGGUUCCUCUACUUCACUGACCGGGUGGGAGACACUUUCAGGUGGAAAGGAGAAAAUGUUGCCACUUUAGAAGUUGCAGAGAUCAUUGGCAUGGUGGAUUUUGUCCAAGAAGUUAACGUUUACGGUGUAAGUGUAAAAGAUUAUGAAGGAAGAACAGGGAUGGCAGCUAUUGUACUUAAACGUUACCACACCUUUAAUGGUGAAAGGUUUUAUAAGCAUGUUGAGGACCUCCUUCCAAGUUAUGCCAAACCACGGUUUGUAAGAAUCAUGGAUGCUAUUCAAAUUACUGGAACUUUCAAGCAUCAGAAAAUGCAUCUGGCAAAUGAAGGAUUUAAUCCAGAAAUUAUAUCUGAUCCUCUGUAUUUCAUGUAUGAACCUGCAUGUUCCUAUAUUCCUUUGACAAGAGAGAUAUACCAGAAGGUGGUUUCUGGUGAAAUACGUUUAUAACACACAGAAAUAAAAUCACUGUAUAAUACAGAAAAAUUCAGAUAUACUCCUGAAACCAUUUCAGCAGGAACACUUAUGCAAUAUUUGUUCUAAAAAUACAAGCUAUUCAAAUUAACCUUAUUGUGAUAAAAUCUGUUGCUUCCAAAGACACAGACACAAUAGUUAUGUGCAUUGUAUAAGCUGCACUGCAUCUGCUCAUAUUAUUUCCUCACACAUAUGGAAAUGAGCUCGCAUACGUAAAUUUUUAUUUUACAUUUCUCAUUGACUCAAAUUAUUUUUUUCUAAGCCACCAUUAUCUUAAUUUAGAUGAAUAUUUUACACACUUACAUUAUUAUUCAGACUCUGCUUUUAAAACAAAUGAAUAAUUAGAUAAAUAAUGUCCUAGGCAUUAAUAAAAUGAGCCAUCACAAACACAAGAAAAAUACUGCACAAGCACUGCAUGUAGACCUCAGUUCAAUGUUUGAUAAUUAUAGAAUGUAAUAUUUAAUUGCAGUACUUUAUGUGAUGCUCAA